AUGGAAAAUGAAACUAGUGAUCCGGAUGCAGAAAAUAGGAUAUUACUAGAACCGUAUGAAUACAUUCGAACGAUACCUGGCAAACAAAUAAGACCAAAACUAAUAAAAGCAUUUAACCAUUGGUUACAUAUUCCUGAUGAAAAAUUGUUAAUAAUUAGUGAAAUAACUGAAAUGCUUCAUAAUGCAAGUUUAUUAAUUGACGAUAUUCAAGAUAAUUCAAAAUUAAGACGUGGAAGUCCAGUGGCUCAUGCUAUCUAUGGAGCACCACUGACAAUUAAUGCGGCAAAUUUUGUGUAUUUUCUUGCAUUAGAAAAAGCAUUAACUUUAAAUCAUCCUGAUGUAACAAAACUAUUCGUAGAACAAUUAAUUGAAUUACACCAUGGACAAGGGAUGGAAAUAUGGUGGCGAGAUAACUUUGUUGCUCCAUCUGAAGAUGAAUAUCGAACUAUGGUUAUUCAAAAAUGUGGUGGUCUAUUAAAUAUUGGUAUUCGUCUGAUGCAAUUAUUUUCAACUGAACAACAAAAUUUUCAUUCAAUCUGUCAACUAUUAAGCUUAUUAUUUCAAAUUCGAGAUGAUUAUUGUAAUUUGAUAUUUAACGAACAUAUUCAACAUAAAUCCUAUUGUGAAGAUUUAACAGAAGGAAAAUUUUCAUUUCCUGUCAUUCAUGCUAUAAAUACGCACGAUAAUGACACGCGAAUAAUUCAUAUUUUAAAACAACGUACACACGAUUAUGAAUUGAAAUCAUAUUGUCUUCAUUUAUUGCAUGAAUUCGGUUCGAUUAAAUAUACAAAACGUGUCUGUUGCGACUUGGCAAAAUCAACGUUUGAAGAAAUUGAUUUUUUAGGUGGAAAUAUUUAUUUGGAAAAUAUUGUUCGAACAUUAAUGAAAGUAUUUGACGAGCCCGAUGACGACGAACAACGACGAUCUACUAAUAAAUUUGGAGCAAAUAAUAAUAUACUCGCUACUGAUGAGUUAGAUGAUGAUGAAGAAGAAGAAGAAUAUUAUUCAAAUAAUGGAUACGAUGACGAUAAUAAUCAGUCAAAUUCUCAAGAUGAACAAGAAUAUGUAAAUGGUAAUGACUCAAUAAACUAUACAUUACAGAAGACGCAAAAGAAAUUUACGAACAAUAAUAGCAAAACAAAUAAUGGCAAAUUUUCUCCUGUAUAUCAACAACAAACAACGAAUAAUAUUCCAUACUCAAGUCGUUUCGAUUCCUAA
Messenger RNA from Didymodactylos carnosus, 1218 nucleotides. Lineage: Eukaryota; Metazoa; Rotifera; Eurotatoria; Philodinida; Philodinidae. The record is from the annotation of a GenBank genome assembly.